AUGGCCCUCUCAACGGCACAGUGGGGCGUACGUAAGGUACGGCUGCUAGGUCCAGUACUUUAUCCAGCAGUAAACGAACGGGGUUGUACACCCAGUUUUGAGGACUAUGGCCCUGACCUCUGGGAUCAUCAAAGAGGGACCAAAGUUUCUGUUAUCAAUGCCUUGGGUCAAAGUCAGGGUCUUGGUUUCUCGGUCUAUAUUGGUUCUGAUGUUCUGGACCUCAAGCAUGAGUCGCCGGCUCAUGGUGAGGGAUUUCCAGAGAGAUUGCAAUGGCUUUACGACAUCAGUGUCGAACUAUGGACUACAAGAUCCGAGGAGCAUCGUGACAGGCGAAGAAUCGCUGUCGCAACAUCCGCAGCGUACUCUACUCUGAAGGGUUCAGACGAAAACUUGUUAUCAUGCGACUUCAAGGACAUCGAUCUCAAAUCGUUGGUAUCUCCAUCACGCAAAGCCGAAGAGCCUUGGGCUUUUGUGUAUAACAUCGGCUUUAUUAUCAAAAUCGGAGGUUCUUACCAGCGGGAAUUCGACUUGCGGGAUCAGUUGGUUCCAAUUGAGUUAUAUGCAAUCUGCCCCGCGCUUCCCAAGUUUCUCCGCUAUGAAGGAAUUCCUGUCGACCUUCUCCGCUUUGCCUUGGGUCCAAAUAACAUACGGUCAAGGGACGACGCAAACAAACCAUAUCUAGAGGCUGUGACAAAUCGUGUUUUCAACAGCGGGUUUGUUUACGAUCGAUCCGGCGGAGGAUAUGCUUUCACUAGCGGCGCAGGACGCUUAUUCGAACUCAACAAGUUUCUUCGAAUCUGGACCGUGUUAAACGGAACUGCAAGCCCAAAGACGAAGGAUCUUUUCGACUUACGAUAUGCCGAGAGCAAGCCGACAGUGAAUUGCUACGAUCAAACAGGCAUUCUAAGUCUAUGCAUCAGUUUCGCUUGCAGAGACGACACCGACCGUGACAGCCUCAUCGCUUAUUUCAUGAAUCCCUUUGGUUUUCUCCACGAUACUCCCCUCGUUGGCUUCCCAGAAGGCGGGAGAAUUGCUGAGAAGAAUUGCAACAACCCCUUCGUUUCUAACGAAACUUCGAAGCUUCUCCUUGCGCCUACAUCGGUAUAUCGUUCGAAAUUCAGUAACCACGUCUUUCUGGCGUUUCGGGAACGAAUUUACGAUGCGUGCGCUGGACCUGUCGUCGGAACGGUAUCUCUCACGACAUACGUAGACCAAGCUAUCGACAGUGCAGUGGACACAUAUCCACCGGAAAUAAGGGUUAUCAACAGCGAUAAACAAAAAGUCCUGGAGACAGUGAAUAUUGAGGAACUCACUGGUAGAUGGUGGGAUGCACGACCAUACCAAUCCAACGAUAGCCAUGGUGGAAUUCUUGGUGAGCUAGACAACAUGAUGCACCGAGGGAGUAUGUGGCAAGCACCUGCAGACUUGGCUCACGAACUCGAUGACAAGGAGUUCAGCCUUGAUACGAUGGCACUUGGACCUUGGCUCGUGGACAAUCAUCAAGACGUGGGAUCUGUCAAAGGCCCGGCUUUGGAUACAGGCGCAGACGAAAUAACUAAAGAUCCCAGUCGACAGGGCGAGUUCACGUGGGUGGCUCAUCUGAAAGAUGAUGUUAGUGCCAUGAUACAUUUCCGCAUCUUUUCGUCAUUCGAAAUCGCCGCCGCAGAGCGCAAUGGCAUGUAUUCGAAAGGGACACUCACUGGAGGACCAUCUAGUUGGAACCUUGCGAAGAAAGUGACCGUGGAAGGGAUAGUGAAUGGAGAUGCACAUGCAACUGCGCUGGUUGGCCGAAACCUUAUUGACUGCUACUCACGCGGUCUUAAGGUGGAAGGAGUGUCUGAACUUAUGUCUAAGAUAUUGGAAUUUUCGACCGACAAGUCUCGAACUCAGAUGACAGUAGGCAACAAGUCGGCGGACGGUAUCAAACCUAAAAGCAAGGAGCUAGAUCCAACAAGACAUCAUGUCGUCCGCACACGUAUCUGGGAAAAGUGUUCGUACCUUAUCCAGGCUGAGGAGUGCCUCGACAUCGACUGGUGCUACACGAGUGGGUCCAUCUUCAUGUAUGAUUACGAGAAAGGCGAUCCAAAGGAAUUCGCGCGUGAUGAUGACUUGACUCCCUGGAAUCAAGGCAUUAGCAAGGAUGAUAACGAGCCGGAGAUGAAGACUACGUAUCGUUUCAAGUUUUAUGCUAAGAGGUCGGGCGGCGACACGGUGAAGCUCGUUUUUUACGAUCGCUACUACAACGCGACGGAGAGAUUUGUCGAUUUCAGGAUCCUGCCUGAUCGUGCGUAG
Messenger RNA from Dothidotthia symphoricarpi CBS 119687, 2292 nucleotides. RefSeq lists its product as uncharacterized. Lineage: Eukaryota; Fungi; Ascomycota; Dothideomycetes; Pleosporales; Dothidotthiaceae. The record is from RefSeq and is a predicted model, not a curated record. The transcript has 3 exons. Bases 1 to 2292 code for a protein of 763 amino acids.